UUACGGAUUAAGCGUUACCACCAUCCCCCGUGCGCCUAAUGUCUUCCGAUUGAUACGCGUUUCCCCUUCUCUCUUGAUUAUCAUUCGUCUGCGAGGCGCUGUUCGCUCAGAACCCCGAUUGUGCGAAUCCGCGAGUUUGUCAGCGACAGGGAGCUUCUCAAGAGUAGAUUCCUCUAGCAAUGGCCACAACCAUGGACGCUGCCGCUCCUACGAAGGACAAGACGACGCAGGAAUACUCUGAGGACCAGCUUCCAGAGUUCAGUCCCAUGCCAUGGACUCUGAGUGAGAUCCGCGCGGCCAUCCCGCCUCACCUUCACGUUCGCCAGACUUGGAAGGGUUUGUUGUACUUGGCUCGUGAUGUCAUCUUGGCGGCCAUCGUCUGGAAACUGGGUCUCGGUAUCGACCCCACCUUCAAGAGCGCCGCUGCUGUGCAGACGCUUACUCCCGUCGGUGCUGAAGUUGCUCGCUGGGGUGCUUGGCUUGUCUAUUGGUGGUUCCAGGGAUUGAUCUUCACCGGCAUUUGGGUCAUCGGCCAUGAGUGCGGUCACGGCGCAUUCUCUGAUAACAAGCGUGUCAACGACAUUGUUGGCUUUAUCACGCACACCUUCCUCUGGACUCCCUACUUCAGCUGGCAGAUUUCGCAUCACCGUCAUCACAGCAACCAUGCGUCCAUGGAGCGCGAUGAGGUGUACGUUCCGAAGACCCGCAGUGAUGUCGGCCUCCCGAAGGAGGAUGGAAUCAACAAAAUCGACUAUGAAGAAUACCUCGGCGACACCCCUAUCUACACUCUCUACAUGCUCCUUCGCCAGCAGUUCCUCGCGUUCCCAGCCUACUUGCUCUUCAACGUUUCCGGUCAGAAGAACUACCCUAAGUGGACGAACCACUUCGAUCCUAACUCGGUUCUGUUCACGAAGAGGCAGCGCAAUGUCGUCAUCAUGUCGAACAUCGGUAUCGCAGCGAUGGUCUGGGGUGUGAUGGAGUCAAGCAGGAUCUGGGGCUUCUCCGAGGUCAUGAAGCUCUACGGCAUCCCGUGGCUUUUGGUCACUCACUGGUUCAUCAUGAUCACGUACCUGCACCACACUGACAUCGAGCUACCGCACUACCGCAAUAAGCAGUGGAACUUCCAGCGUGGUGCCGCUGCCACCGUCGACCGUAACUUCCUGGGCUGGCAAGGUCGUUUCUUCCUCCAUGACGUCGCGCACUUCCACGUCAUCCACCACUUCUUCCCGAUGAUGCCCUUCUACCACGGCCCCGAGGCGACCAAGUACCUCAAGGAGUUCAUUGGCGAUCACUACCGGUACUCCGACAAGCCCGUCUUCAAGGCGCUCUGGGACACCUACAACGAGUGCCAGUUCGUUGAGGACGAAGGUGAUGUGAUCUUCUACCGCAACAAGAAGGGCCAGGCGAUGGUCCGCCCUGCCGCUCCCUACAGGGAACCAUCCACUCCGGCUACGGUUGCGGCUCAGUGAAGCAGCUCAUCUGCGCGGUCGGGCCUCGUGUCU
Laetiporus sulphureus 93-53 is the source of this 1502-nucleotide messenger RNA. RefSeq lists its product as uncharacterized. The record is from RefSeq and is a predicted model, not a curated record. Lineage: Eukaryota; Fungi; Basidiomycota; Agaricomycetes; Polyporales; Laetiporaceae. The transcript has 11 exons. Gene Ontology annotation, molecular function: oxidoreductase activity, acting on paired donors, with oxidation of a pair of donors resulting in the reduction of molecular oxygen to two molecules of water. The coding region runs from base 180 to 1469 and encodes 429 amino acids. Gene Ontology annotation, biological process: lipid metabolic process.